Closterium sp. NIES-67 is the source of this 2737-nucleotide messenger RNA. Lineage: Eukaryota; Viridiplantae; Streptophyta; Zygnematophyceae; Desmidiales; Closteriaceae. The record is from the annotation of a GenBank genome assembly.
UCAGUCUGUGGGUAAGGACCUGCUUCCUGCUGGUCUAAUUUCCGCUUGCUGCUUGGCAGCUCUGUUGAGGCUAGGCUAGGGAUUCAGUCAGAUUCAAAACAACUCGUCCAGACUUGAUCCAGACAUCAUCCAGUCAGACAUUAUUCGUUGCUACAUCCUCAUUGCCAGUGACGUGUCCUCUCGCCAGAUUGCCGUCGUCCGUGCGACGUCGCCAUGCUCUCGACGACGAUCCGCGAAUCAUCAGCGCUCGCAUGGGCGUUGGCGACGGUUCUGCUCCUCGCAUCCCCAUGGGUCGCGGAAUCCGCAGUCCACCGAUAUAAGGGCGAGCGGUUCUUUCCGGCUUCCGACGCGUUCUUAUUUCGGGGGGGUCGCGAGGGUCUCUUUAUGUCGACGCCCUACGCCAUCGCCAACUGGCAGACCGUCGCUAAGGGCGUGUCUAACGGCAAAGCUUACAUUCGAUUCGACCACCUGGAGUUCCACCGGCCAGAGGAGGAGGCGCAGCGCGCGCCGCGGACCGGGAAAACUGGGCUGAUAGAGGCUCUCCUGUUCGACGUGGAAGAUCGCGAUCGGAUCGGAUACGCCACGUCAGAGAAGACGCGAUCCUUCUGCUGCACACCCGAGCUCGUGCAGCGCACUGGGUGCAACCCCGGCCACGUCAUCGUCCGGCCAAGGGAUGGGGACCACCAGUGGCCUCGGGUGGUGGAGAUCAACUUCUUUGGCAACGACACGGCAGUGGUGGCAGCGCCUUCCGAGAUCCGCAUCAAGAUGACGGGCAUGUACUACCUCUGGUUUGUCAUCUGCGACAAGAGCCUGGCGGGCGUGUCUGUAACGGGGACAACCGUGUGGAAGAACCCCGAUGGGUACCUGCCGGGCAUGAUGGCGCCGUACCUCACCUUCUACGAGAUCAUGGCUGUGGUGUACACCAUCCUGGGCAUCGUCUGGUUCGUGUCCUACUUCCGCUUCUGGCAGGACGGCCUGCAGAUCCACACGUGCAUCACGGCCGUCCUAGUCCUCUCUAUGGUCGAGAUGGCCACCUGGUAUUUCGACUUCGCGAACUUCAACUCCUCCGGCUUCCGCCCCAUGGGCACCACCAUUUGGGCGGCGACUCUCGGCGCCAUCCGCAAGGCGGUCUCCCGGGUCCUCGUGCUGGUCGUCUCCAUGGGGUUCGGCGUCGUUCGGCCCACUCUUGGAGGACUUUCAGGGAAGGUGAUCGCGCUGGGAGUGGGGUACUUUGCGGCGGUGGAGCUGCUAGACGUGAUGCAGAACGUGGGGGCGAUUGACGAUCUCACGAGCAGCGAGCGGCUGUUCCUGGUGCUGCCGGUGGCUGUGCUAGAUGCCAUCUUCAUCCUCUGGAUCUUCUCGGCGCUCUCCAAGACGCUCGCCCAGCUGCAGGCCAAGCGCACCACGCACAAGCUGGAGCUCUACAGAAAGUUCACCAACGGGCUGGCUAUUGCUGUUAUGGUGUCGGUGGCAUGGAUAGGCUUCGAGAUGUACCUGCGCACGUCUGACCCGUACAACGAGCAGUGGGAGGGCGAUUGGAUCACGGGGUGCUUCUGGCAUGUGCUCACGCUAAUGCUCCUGUGCCUCAUCUGCGUGCUGUGGGCGCCCUCUAAGAAUGCCACAAGAUAUGCAUACUCGGAGGAUGUCCCUGAGGAGGUGGGGGAGGAGGAGAUAGCAUUGACCGCAGUUUCAGCUGCUAGUGGCUCUGCAGGGGCGGAGAAGAAGCAGGCAGUGAACACAGAUGUGUUCUCCUUGGACGAUGACAUGGAGGAGGGGAAGAAGGAGUAGAGGGGUAGAGGUUGUAUUCCACUUAUUGUUUGCGCCGCUGCUUUACGAGAGAUGGAGAAGAAGCAAGCGGUUGCUGGUAACACAGAUGGGUUCUCGUUGGAUGAUGACAGGGGAAGGAGUAGAGGUAGAGGUCUAGAGGUUGCCUUGCACUAGUUGACUAUUGAGUCGACGCAAAAGAGGAGGGAGGAAUAGAGGUAGAGGACGGGAGGCGGCUUUGCACUCAAUGUUUGUGCUGCGGUGACUUUUGAGUCGACACAAAAGUCACCUCGAGUCGAGAGGCGGCUUUGCACUCAUUGUUUGUGCUGCUUCAGGGGGAGGGGGGGGAGAAGCAGCAGGCUGUCAUCACAGAUGGGUUCUCCGAGGUUUGAUGCGUUAGACUGAUUGACUGAUUGACUUUUGACUGAUUGACUGAUUGACUUUUGACUCGAUUCGUCUGAGGAAGGAGGACUAGAGGCAGAGGAAGAGGGUGAGUUGCUUAUUGUUUGUGUUGCCUCAGGGCGAGGGGAGUUGGAGCAGCCAAUUGAUGCUGAUGUGUUCUCCCUUGAUGGUAAGAUGGGGGGGAAGAGAGCGAAUACCAGUAGUAAGUCAGGUUAGAUCUAUAGAUAAGGCAGGGAUUGCGAUGGCGAGACGGGGGGGAAGAAAGCGUGAGAAGAAGAGAGGUGCAGUGAGGUGCAGUGAGGUGCGGCUGGAAGGAGGAGGUGUGCUGGAGCAUGGGGUGCAGAUGACGCACUUGGAGGGGUCAUGAUAUUGAAGGGGGAACCCCCUAAGAAGCAGUGCAGUCUAGAAGCGGGCCAAGAAAUGUUGGUGGUAUGGUUUGUUACAAGCUGGUGUGAAUAGUGCAGUAGUUGGAAAAGUAUUCAAUGUAGAGUUGAUGUUGCACCCUAACUGCCACACCAGUGCUGGGAGACAAGGGACACUUAGUGGGAGAUAUGGAGAUACCGAGUCUAAG